AGGACAGUAGACAAUAACAGAGCCCAACCUCCGACAGUUGACGCAACACUAAUGACAAGUCAACAUUUUCCAACUCUAUUCAUUAGGAUUCUAUACACCAACCAAACCAAACCAAAACAAAAUCAAAAUCCCAUUGUGAGGUUUCAAAUCUACAAGAAAGAACUGGAAAAUGGCAGGUAUAGGCGACGGAAUAGCAGGAGGAGUAGUGUCAAAUACAGCUGCAAAAGCCUUAGAAUUGUUAGCAAGAUUAGCUUAUCAUGAAGCUUCCUCUUGGUGGGAAGCAAGAUACGAGUUAAAGAAGCUUGAAGACACCAUUAAAAUGAUUAAAGCUCGACUUAACGAUGCCGAGAGACGCCAAGAAGAUAACGACGGUGAUAUGAUCAAGAGAUGGUUAGUUAGACUCAGACAUGCCCUUUACAGAGCGGAUGAUUUAGUUGAUGGGGUUCUUACUGUCGACAAGCGUAAUCAGCAUAAACAACUGAGUAUCUUCGAUAGAGUAAGCCUCUUUUUCUCGAAAUCAGGCCCUUUUUAUUCUAGAAUUGAAUUGGCUAAAAGAAUUAAGUCUAUUAGAAAAGAAAUUUGUGGUAUUAAGUCUGAUAUGGAUGGUUUGAAUUUGAAUAUUAGGGUUGUUGUUGAUGAAUUUGAACUUCCUGUUGCUCAUUUGUUGAAGAAUAGGGAAACUGCCUCUUUUUUUCUGGGUCAUGAGUUUGUGGGUAGGAUUGAUGAUAAGAACAAGAUUAUUGAGAUGUUGAUUGCGUCUGAUUCGGUAAUGGGUUGUGUUUCUGUUAUUGCAAUUGUAGGGUUUGGGGGUAUUGGGAAAACUACUCUUGCUCAAUUGAUUUUUAAUGAUGAUAAGAUUAAGGAACAUUUUGAUCUUACUAAAUGGGCUUGUGUGCCUGAGUUUAAUAACCAUAAAGAAAUUGUUGGAAAGAUUUUCAAUUCAUUUACCGGUAAGGGUUAUCAUAAAUUGCCUUUGCAAAAGUUAAAAUCGGGAAUUGUGGAGUCGAUUGAAAAGAAGAGAUAUUUGCUUGUUUUGGAUGAUGUAUGGGAUGAAAGUCGCGAUCAUUGGCUUUGUUUGAUGAGUUUGCUACAAUGCGGUGCAAGCGGAAGCAAGAUUCUUUUGACAACGCGCUCUGAUGUGGUAGCUGAAGUCGUUGGUGACAAUUCGAAAGCGUAUAGAUUAGGACUUUUGGAAGACGAGGAGGCUUGGAUGCUUUUCAAAAGUUUAGCGUGUAGACCAGGGCAAGAAGAGAGUGAUCCUCGUUUGAGUAGUAUCGGGAGAGAUAUUGUGAAAAAAUGUGGAAAUGUUCCUCUUGCUAUUCGGGUUUGUGGAACCACCCUUUACUCUAAGAAGAGUGAAAAGGAGUGGCAACUUUUUCGAGAUGCUCAAAUUUCUAAGGCGAAUUCGGCACAUAGCAAUAGCAUCAUGCCGGAGUUGAAGUUAAGCUAUGAUUACUUACCCCCCGCUCUAAAGCAAUGUUUUGCUUAUUGUUCCUUGUUCCCGGAAGAUUACAAGUUUAGCAAGGAUGAAUUAGUUCAUUUAUGGAUGGCUCAAGGUUAUCUUGAUCAAAUUCCGCUGAAUGAAUCUUGUAUUCAUGAGGAAGUUGGGCAUCAGUAUUUUCUCGAGUUAUUAAGGAAGAACCUUUUUCAGGAUGCCGAGGAGGAUGACUCACUGAAUGACAACAUCUACUGCAAAAUGCACGAUUUAGUGCAUCAAUUGGCUCAACAUGUAUCCAAUGACGAGAGCAUUUUAAUUGAUCGGACUGAACUUCAGUUUACGGAUGAGAUUAUGCAUGCAUCAAUUAGCUCGACCAGUGAAGAGUCAUGGAAAGAACUUCAGAAAGUCUUUCCAUCUUUGCUUGCUGCGAGCAAAUUGCGAUCACUGCUAUUUACAGUGCAAGAUGUAGGAGUACAUCAUUUUGACUGGAAAAACUUGGGAUUUUAUAGCUUACGUUCCUUGGACUUGAAAAAUAUGGAGAUACACUGCGUCCCUGAUUUUAUCGAGGAAUUAAAACACCUAAGAUACCUUAAUCUUGCAGGAAACCGCUUCAAAUCCCUUCCGGACGCCUUAACAAGGUUAGUGAAUCUCCAAACACUAAACCUUGAUGAAUGCGGAAGUCUUCAAGAGUUACCAAGAGGUUUUACUACAUUGGAAAAACUCAGACACUUGAGGAUGAAGGAAUGUCCGAUUGAGGAUAUGCCUCUAGGCUUCGAGUUAAUGAAGUCUCUUUGCGAGUUGAAUUUGUUCGUGGUGGGUAACACUACUGGAAUAGCUCAUCUGCCCGGCUUGCAUCUUAGAGGAGAAUUGGCCAUUCGAUUCUUGAGAUGGCAUAGUGAUGCAACGUCCGCAACAAGGAAGGUGUCGUUAAAGGAUAAUAAGCAAUUGACUCGUCUUUCAUUACAUUUUAAUUUUCGAGAUGAAGUUUUUCCUGCUGAUUUUGACGAUUUGUUGGGUGCCUUACAUUUACCUCAAAACCUUAGAUAUUUAGCUGUUUCAGAUUUUUCAGGAGAGAAAUUUCCACUAUGGACGGUAAUUGAAAUGAAUAAACUUGUUCAGGUUAACAUUCAAGAUUGUGGCAAUUGUCGAGUUCUCCCAUUCUUCAGUCGGCUACCUCAUCUUAAGUAUCUCGAUCUUCAAUUUUUGGAUGUUCUGGAGUACACAGAAGACGGUGCAGGUUUUACUGAUUUUUUCCCGGCUUUGGAGUCCUUGCAAAUAAGCUAUAUGAAAGAACUCAAGGAUUGGUUUAGAGUGGAUAAUGGGCAUGAGAACAAAUAUUUCCCUCGUCUUUCUCGCUUAGUUAUAAAGGCAUGUCCGAAAUUGCUGUCCAUGCCUCGAGCCCCAAGACUGGAGGCGUUGGAGGUUGAUGAAAUCAACGGGAAGCUGCUGAAAUUCCUUCUGAAUUCACAUAAUCUUCGUGAUGCAGAACCUUCAGUUGUAUACGACAGUGUUUCUUGCCUAACCGCACUUGAGAGCCUUAAGAUCCACAACCUUGAGAAUUUGACAGCAUUGCCAGAGCAGAUUGGAAAUCUUUCCGAACUUCGCGUUCUUACAAUUAAAAAAUGUCCAAAGUUGGUAUCAUUUCCUCAAUCAUUCCAAAGCCUUACUUCCUUGCAACAACUAUGGAUUGAAGAAUGUCCGGAUUUAGAGCAAAGAUAUCAGCAACCAGAUGGUGAAGAUUGGCCCGUUAUUCAACACAUCCCCGGUUUGUAUUUCGUUUAAGGAGUGCAUCCCAGCUUUUCUUUUAAUUCAUUAAAACUUCAUUAUUUCUAUUACAAUUAUUAUGAAUAAUGCUAAGGAGUGGAAGCGAUGAGCUAAAAGCGAUUGAGUUGAAGAUAUAAACCUCCUGUGAGCUGCAGCAUAUUUGGCUCCUUCGAGCAUCUUUGUGGCUCGUCCGAUCAGCCUUCCCCUGCAUAUUUUUGAACCAUUCGCUUCUGCGCAAUGCACUCUGUCGCUUGCGUCUCUAUGCAUAGCAAAUUUAACCCAUCAUUUAUGCUCAAUUGUCCCAUGAACAUUCCACCUCAACCAAUGUUCACUUUGGCGUAUUUUUUUCAAUUUGAUGUUCUCCAAGCUUUUGUUGUUUGGUCCUAGCUGAUUGACCAGAAAACAGAAACUUAAUGAACUAAGUACCGAUUUUGAUAAUUUUGUUUAUGUCAAGUUCUAUUGUUGUCAUGCGGUUUUUAGAACGUUCCCAAUGUCAAAUGCAUUGAUCUCUGAAAAAUCAUUGAACAAAGCCCACGGAUGUAAUUGUAACACUCCCUAUAUGUAUUCACUUUGGUGUUUGGCAAACGGCUGAUAGCUGAUUAUAGUGAAUGAUUUUAUUAACUAGUUUGACCAA
Molecule: messenger RNA, 3836 nt
Organism: Amaranthus tricolor (Joseph's coat)
Lineage: Eukaryota; Viridiplantae; Streptophyta; Magnoliopsida; Caryophyllales; Amaranthaceae
Product: putative disease resistance protein RGA3
Exons: 1
Coding region: 170-3220 (1016 amino acids)
Biological process (GO): defense response to other organism
Molecular function (GO): protein binding; ADP binding
Source: RefSeq, a predicted model, not a curated record